CACCACUACAUUAUACCACUACUACGUUUCUUUGUGGUUUACUAGAUCGGACGUUGGGGGAAAAGGAUGCGUUAAUGCAGAAUUACUACGUGCAGGUUAUAUGGAUACCACUUUCUUCCCUUUCCUUUUUUUACUUUUUUUACUUUUCUUAUAUUCUUUUUACUUUUUUCUUGGAUAUACAAUUGACUUCGUAUGAAUCUCUUUUCUCUAAUACAAGUAAGCAUUUUUUUCGCUUUAUCAGUACUUUUAUAAGUAUUCAUGUCUUCUGUUGUUUCUACCGGUAAUCAAAUUGUGUUUCUGCUUUACCGUACAACGACGAUAUCGUUACUGUGUAUAUAGCGUCUAAUAUUCAGCGUAUAUAUCUCAUACUUAGCUGGACAUUAUUUCUGUAAACUAAUCCCUUGUUCAAUUGCGCUACGUUCGUGUCUUUACUGCUUCAUGUUUGACGUAUUAAGCUCUAAUACUUGAACUGACGUCAGUCACAGCAUAGUCAUACCUGUUGACUCAUCUCUCCUUUUCCUAUUCACCUAUCUUUUAUUUAUCACUAGUAGCAUUUUUUAUCGCGUUAUCCAGCCACAACUAUCAAUAUCGUAUACGGUCUGAUGGCCUAUGUUCUCUACUGUAUAUAUUUCCAUCCACUCCCCUUCC
Molecule: messenger RNA, 648 nt
Organism: Zychaea mexicana
Lineage: Eukaryota; Fungi; Mucoromycota; Mucoromycetes; Mucorales; Lichtheimiaceae
Exons: 2
Coding region: 75-284 (69 amino acids)
Source: RefSeq, a predicted model, not a curated record